GCUUCCCACCCCACCCCGCGCGCGCGAGAUGUGGAGCUCCGACUCCGACCCCGACCUCGCCGCCGCCGCCACCGCCACGGCGUCCUCCUCCUCUAGCUCCUCCCCUCCCCCGCCUCGCCGCCGCCGGCACCGCCAUAGCCGCCGCCGCACCCGCAGGAGCCACCCCGACCCCGGUGGGGCGGACGCGGAGGACGUGUGGCGCGGGGCGCAGUGGGAGGCGGCGUGGCCGCGCCGCACGAAGCCGGUGGUGGUCGCCGACGAGCCUGGCGCAGGCGCGUCCGCGCCGGCGGGCGGGGACGACGGCGGCGUGGGGGUGGGGCGGGCGCGGAGCCUGACUGACGACGACCUGGAGGAGCUCAAGGGGUGCGUGGAUCUGGGGUUCGGCUUCAGCUACGACGAGAUCCCCGAGCUCUGCGGCACGCUCCCGGCGCUCGAGCUCUGCUACUCCAUGAGCCAGCGCUUCCUCGACGACCGCCUGCACCCGCACGCGCCGCCCGAGACCGCCGCGCCGCCCUCUCCCUCGCCGCCGAUUCCCAACUGGAAGAUCUCCAGCCCCGUCGCCACCCUCAUUUCUUGAUCGAUCUGUUGCCGGCGUUGCAGGAGACAGCCCCGACGAGGUGAAGGCGCGGCUCAAGUACUGGGCGCAGGCCGUCGCGUGCACCGUCAGGCUCUGCAGCUGAACACGACCGACGCCGCCAUCGUCACACACCCCGAGAAGGACAUGGACAACUCCCCCCUCCCCUCGUCGUCUUCCCGGUUGAUUUGUCUUGUCAAGAACAGCACCAGGGUCCAUGUCAAGAACAUCAUCGAUCACGUUGCUCCAAAUCAUCAGCAUCCGUCGAUCGAUCGAUUGAUUUGAGGGGAGCACAGUGAGAGUGGCAUUGAUGAUCAUUGUGGUUGGAUCUUGCUGGGAGAGAGGAGAGGAGAGGUGACCAGAUCAGCUAGCUGGAUGUGUGUAACAGUACAUGCAGCUGGAGUGUGGUUCAGAUUGGUUGGGAGAAUAAUUGUGUCUGCUUGCUGUGCCAGCCUGCUACAGCCUACAGCUUGUCAUCUCCAGCAACUAAUGUAAAUCAAAAUAAUGUAAUCCUAGUUGGGAGAUCAAAGCAAAUGUGAAUGAAUUAAUAAAUAAAUAAAUCAGCUUGAUGUUUUGCUAAUCAUGGGCACAUUUGGUUGCUGCAUUUCUCUACUAUUCCUGCAGGUAUUGUGCAGAAGAUUUGUAACCAACUUGUUCUUUGACCGAGAGAAAUGUAAUCAUACUACACUGCUUCAGUGCAGUUCC
Oryza brachyantha (malo sina) is the source of this 1279-nucleotide messenger RNA. RefSeq lists its product as uncharacterized. Bases 29 to 577 code for a protein of 182 amino acids. The transcript is spliced from 2 exons. The record is from RefSeq and is a predicted model, not a curated record. Lineage: Eukaryota; Viridiplantae; Streptophyta; Magnoliopsida; Poales; Poaceae.